Protobothrops mucrosquamatus (brown spotted pit viper) is the source of this 1479-nucleotide messenger RNA. It is a transcript of the gene HRG, whose product is annotated as histidine rich glycoprotein. Gene Ontology annotation, molecular function: cysteine-type endopeptidase inhibitor activity. The transcript is spliced from 13 exons. The record is from RefSeq and is a predicted model, not a curated record. Gene Ontology annotation, biological process: negative regulation of endopeptidase activity. Bases 1 to 1479 code for a protein of 492 amino acids. Gene Ontology annotation, cellular component: extracellular region. NCBI's taxonomy places the organism in Eukaryota, Metazoa, Chordata, Lepidosauria, Squamata, Viperidae.
AUGAAAUUGCUAGCCUGUGCUCUAUUUAUUGUGGCAUGGACCACAUCCUGCCAAGCUUUGAUAGUCCCUGAAGACUGCAAUGAUGCCAGAAUAGAGAAGAGUGCAGAGGUGGCCCUGAAUUUAAUCAACGAACAUCGCAAAGAAGGCUACAUUUUUACCCUGUUCCGUAUUGCUGAUGCUCACGUUCAACAUGUGGAAAAUGCAUCCAUAACAUACCUAACUUUGGAUGUCUUGGAAACGCAGUGUCCUGUAAUAUCCAGAAAACACUGGUCAUCCUGUGGACACAGACCAUUCUUAAGUAUAACGGAUUUGGGACAAUGUAAGGCUGUUGUGUAUAUAAAUGAACUUUCCAAAAGAAAACUGCUAUACGCAUACAACUGCACUGUCAGUCCAGUUCCACCAAAACUAUAUGAAUGCAAGGAUUGCCCUGUAAGAAUAACAGUUCUAGAAGACACUGAUAAGCACACUGAAGAAGCCAACAAGAUUUUAGAGACGUACAGCCUGGGGAGCAAUGAGUCAAAUUAUUUCAAGGUGGAGAAAGUCCAAAAGGUUAUCAGCGCAAAUCUGGGAUUUUGCAUAGGAAGAAUUGUUAAAGAGACACAAAGCCCAGAUGUGGUUCAAGUAGACUCCUGUGAAAUCUAUGAUAUUCAGACUCUCAGCAUCUUCCCUCAUCAUCAUCCUCACCACUUCCACCAUGAUUCAGGAGAAAGCCAUCAUCAUUGCAAUGUAACUGGGCAUGAAUGCAGAUAUCGACCAGUUGAUCAUCACCCACGGCCAUGUGGGAGGUUUCCUAAAUGUGGCCACUGGCAUCGCUGCCACCACCAUCAUCACAGGUCUAAUGACACUGCAUAUAAAAGAGAAGAAAGCCAGUCCUUAGAAGAUCAAGAUUCUUUCCAUCAUAGUAGUGUGGGCUCGGUCCAUCACGUUCCCAUUUUGAAUGAACACGAUGUCCUCCAAGCUCCUGGUGCCAACUUUCUUGACCAUCCUUUCACACACUGUGGAACCUGCACAGCUGUAAUUGACAUUAAUGAGUCACAACAAUUUACCUCCAUUGAACAAAAUUGCAAAAUUAAACCAGCUGAAGACAAUAGGAGAUCUCUUGCUCAAGAGUGUCCUGGUUGCCACAGCCUGAUUGCUGCAGACAGUCAAGAACUGAAGAAGCCUCUGGAAGAUGUUGUGAAAUUAUUUAACCUUAAAAGCAGCAGUGACUUUUAUUUCAAAAUUGUGGAAAUAACAAAAAUAUCAGGAAAGCUGGCCUCGUACAAAGUUGAUAUUAUGCUGGUUGGACACGUAUAUCGAAUUGACUUCAAAACUCAGAGAACAAAUUGCUCCAAGACUGAAGUUGAGAAGCCAGAUGAGAACAACUGUACUGCUGUGAAAGGCGGGACUACUGAAUUGGGAGAAUCCAAGAAUUCGGAGUUUGAAGUUACCUUCUAUGAUGACGACGACGAUACUAUUAAUGAGCCCCAGAAUUUUUGA